GCGCAGAGAGCACACCCCGAGAAUGAAACCUGCUUUCCCAGCCGUGACGUCAGAGUCCUUCGACGUAGGCGAGGAGGAAACAAAACGGUCCCUCGGAGCCUCGGUCGGACGCUUCUUCGAGACCGACUCCUGCGUCCCGCCAUGUCCGCCGCGGCAGAGAAAGCGUUCGGGUGAGUGCGUCGCGGUGUCCGCGUGUGUCACUGCGGAGCGUCUGAACUCCUUUAGAUGCGGCAUCGUUUUCAUCAGCUACGACGAGUGUCGCAAGACCGCCGACUGGCUGCUGUCCAAGACGCGGGCGCGUCCCAAGGUGGGGAUCGUGUGCGGUUCGGGGUUGGGGGGCCUCGCCGAGGUGCUGGAGGGCCGCGAGGUCUUCAAGUACAGCGACAUUCCCAACUUCCCCCAGAGCACAGUGCCCGGUCAUGCUGGCCAGCUGGUGUUUGGAACCCUUAAGGGGAAGCCCUGUGUUUGCAUGCAGGGCCGGUUCCACCUGUACGAGGGAUACUCCGUCCAGAAGGUCACGAUGCCCAUGCGCGUCUUCAAGCUGCUGGGCGUGGAGACGGUCAUCCUCACCAACGCAGCCGGGGGCCUCAACCGGGACUACAAAGUGGGCGACGUGAUGAUCCUGAAGGACCACAUCAACCUGCCGGGCUUCACCGGGGUCAACCCGCUGUUCGGACCCAACGAUGACAGGUUUGGCACACGCUUCCCCAGCGUGUCCGACGCCUACGACCGCGAGCUGCAGCAGGUGGCGCGCGACGCGGCGUCCAAGCUGGGCUACGCCGACUUCCUGCGCCAGGGGGUGUACUGCGUGGUGGGGGGUCCCUCCUUCGAAACCAUCGCCGAGUGUCGCUUGCUGCUCAAGCUGGGGGCCGACGCCGUGGGGAUGAGCACCGUGCACGAGGUGAUCGUGGCCCGCCACGCCGGCAUGCGCUGCCUCGCGCUGUCGCUGAUCACCAACAUCUCGGUGAUGGACUACGACAGCCGGGAGAAGGCCAACCACGAGGAGGUGCUGGAGACGGGCCGCCAGCGGGCGGAGCACAUGGAGAAGCUGGUGUCCACCAUCGUGUCCCAGCUGGUGCAGAACUAAAGCAACAUCUGAACCCUCCCUCUCCCUCCUCUUCCUACCCCC
Molecule: messenger RNA, 1129 nt
Organism: Pungitius pungitius (ninespine stickleback)
Lineage: Eukaryota; Metazoa; Chordata; Actinopteri; Perciformes; Gasterosteidae
Product: purine nucleoside phosphorylase-like
Exons: 6
Coding region: 23-1087 (354 amino acids)
Biological process (GO): nucleoside metabolic process
Cellular component (GO): cytoplasm
Molecular function (GO): purine-nucleoside phosphorylase activity
Source: RefSeq, a predicted model, not a curated record